CGGAGAGAGAAACCUUGGAUCUAGAAAGUGUCCUUUUUUAUAUUCUCUCGCUUUCUCUCUUCCCAAACACACUGCCUGUUUUACGGUCAUAUUUUGCUCACUCUUUUUCCCUCUCUUCGCUAUACUCUCUCUUUCUCUCUCAAUUCUUGCUUCCUAUAAGGUGAAAAAAGUUUUAUUUAUAAAAAACCAAACAGAAAGAGCUCCACUUACGUAAUCGCCAAUGGGAGCUCGGUGCUCCAAGUUGUCUCUCUGCUGGUGGCCGUCAAGUCUCAAGUCAAACCUCCAUGACUCCUCGGAUCUCGAGAAUGGGAGCGCUGACGCUUUGCCGGCUUACCGGGAGUUUAGUUUGGACCAACUGAGAGCUGCCACGUCAGGAUUCUGUUCGGACAACAUAGUCUCGGAGCACGGAGAGAAAGCACCUAAUGUGGUUUAUAAAGGGAAGCUUGCUGAUGAAGAUCGCUUGAUUGCCAUCAAACGUUUCAGUAGAUCGGCGUGGUCAGAUUCAAGACAAUUCCUUGAGGAGGCAAAAGCAGUGGGGCAGUUGAGGAGCGAGAGGUUGGCGAAUUUGAUAGGUUGUUGCUGCGAAGGAGAGGAGAGAUUACUUGUGGCUGAGUUUAUGCCCAAUGAGACUCUAUCGAAGCAUUUGUUUCAUUGGGAGAACCAACCCAUGAAAUGGUCAAUGAGGCUGAGAGUAGCUCUUUAUCUGGCGCAAGCGCUGGAAUAUUGCGGCGGUAAAGGGAGGGCAUUAUAUCACGACCUUAAUGCUUACAGAAUUCUGUUUGAUCAGGACGGCAAUCCCAGACUCUCCACCUUUGGCCUUAUGAAGAAUAGUAGAGAUGGCAAGAGCUACAGUACGAACUUGGCUUUUACACCUCCAGAAUACUUGAGAACGGGAAGGGUAAUUCCCGAGAGUGUUGUUUACAGCUUUGGCACCUUGUUGCUUGAUCUUCUUAGUGGCAAACACAUUCCCCCAAGUCAUGCUCUUGACCUCAUACGCGGAAAAAAUUUUCUGAUGCUGAUGGACUCAUGCUUGGAGGGUCAUUUCUCAAAUGAUGAUGGAACUGAACUAGUGCGGUUAGCAUCGCGGUGUUUGCAGUAUGAGCCUCGUGAAAGGCCAAAUGCCAAGUCUCUUGUGGCAUCUCUCUUGCCUCUUCAGAAAGAAACUGAGGUUCCAUCAUACACUUUGAUGGGUAUUUCACAUGGAACUGCAUCCUUAAAGCAACAAACAGUAACUUUAACACCUCUUGGUGAUGCUUGUUCAAGACUGGACUUUACUGCAAUACAUGAAUUAUUGGAGAAGGUUGGAUACAAGGAUGAUGAGGGAAUUGCAAGUGAGCUUUCUUUCCAAGUGUGGACAGAUCAAAUUCAAGAGACAUUAAAUUCUAAGAAACGCGGUGAUGCUGCUUUUCGAGCUAAAGACUUUCCCACUGCCAUUGAAUGCUACGCACAUUUCAUCGAUGCAGGGACCAUGGUAUCACCCACUGUGUUUGCCAGACGCUGUUUAUGCUACUUGCUCAGUGACAUGCCUCAAGAAGCUCUUGGAGAUGCAAUGCAGGCUCAAGUUGUAUCCCCAGAGUGGCCCACUGCCUUGUAUCUUCAAGCUGCUGCCCUCUUCAGCCUUGGGAUGAAUAACGAUGCACAGGAAACUCUUAAAGAUGGCACAAACUUGGAAGCCGAAAAACAUAGAAACUGAACACGUAAAUAGGCAUUUGUUUUGGUUAUUUUAUUUGUUUUUAUUUUUAUUUUUUGGUUAAGAAAAGAUCAUAUUAACAAGGAACAAGAAGUCCUAAAAAGAGAUUCAAAAACAAUCUAAGCUCGUCUUGUCUCCUUUUUAUUUUUCCCUUGUAUCUAUCUGUUUUCUACCUCUUUCUAUUUCCCUUUUUGGCACCACAGGAUUAGUUGUAAUAUUUAUAUGUUUAUGUUGGUGAAUGCUUCCGUUUUAUCUCUCUCAA
This is a messenger RNA of Mangifera indica (mango), 1952 nucleotides long. Its product is annotated as serine/threonine-protein kinase BSK5-like. Lineage: Eukaryota; Viridiplantae; Streptophyta; Magnoliopsida; Sapindales; Anacardiaceae. The transcript is spliced from 10 exons. The record is from RefSeq and is a predicted model, not a curated record. The coding region runs from base 221 to 1693 and encodes 490 amino acids. Gene Ontology annotation, molecular function: ATP binding; protein kinase activity; protein binding. Gene Ontology annotation, biological process: brassinosteroid mediated signaling pathway; protein phosphorylation.